Eubalaena glacialis (North Atlantic right whale) is the source of this 1527-nucleotide messenger RNA. It is a transcript of the gene DUSP28, whose product is annotated as dual specificity phosphatase 28. Lineage: Eukaryota; Metazoa; Chordata; Mammalia; Artiodactyla; Balaenidae. Bases 115 to 636 code for a protein of 173 amino acids. Gene Ontology annotation, molecular function: protein tyrosine/serine/threonine phosphatase activity. Gene Ontology annotation, biological process: protein dephosphorylation. The transcript has 2 exons. The record is from RefSeq and is a predicted model, not a curated record. Gene Ontology annotation, cellular component: cytoplasm.
CGCCCCGGGAGAAAGGGAGGGGCGCCCCUCGGGGGCCUCUAGGACCCGGGGGCGCGCGGCCGGCCUCCCGACGGCCCAAAAUAGACACCCGGGCUGGGGGCCCGAGAGCCGGUCAUGGAAGCGGAACGAGCCGGACGCCGCGGGGUCACCGCGGCCACCCCGCCACUGUUCGUGAGCGUCGCCCCCUCGCUCUUCCUCGGGAGCGCGAGCGCCGCGGCCGCCCCGGUGCUGCUGGAGCGCGCGGGCGUCACCCUGUGCGUCAACGUUUCGCGCCAGCAGCCCGGCCCGCGCGCGCCCGGCGUGACCGAGCUGCGCGUGCCCGUAUUCGACGACCCGGCUGAGGACCUGCUGGCACACCUGGAGCCUACCUGCGCCGCCAUGGAGGCCGCGGUGCGCGCCGGUGGUGCCUGCCUCGUCUACUGCAAGAACGGCCGCAGCCGCUCGGCCGCCGUCUGCACCGCCUACCUCAUGCGUCACCGCGGCGUCACGCGGGAGCGGGCCUUCCAGAUUGUGAAGAGCGCCCGCCCGGUGGCCGAGCCCAACCCGGGCUUCUGGUCCCAGCUCCAGAAGUACGAGGAGGCCCUGCAGUCGCGGUCCCGCCUGCCCGAAGAGCCCUCGGGCCCGACUGAGCCCUAAUGGGUCAGCCCUUGAGGACGGCCCAACCCCAAAGGGGGGCGCUUGGAGUUUCCUGCAGCCUCGGGGUGGGAAGAGGUAGUUCACGCACUGACGGGAGGGUGGUCUGUCCUCUCCUGCCACGGUAGGGCAGGGGUGUGUCCAUCGAGGAGAGAACUGAGAAUCGUUCCUCCCCUGGUCAGCAGGUUUAUUAGACAGAGCUUGGUCAGGAACAUCAAAACCACUUGAGGAAUUUUAGCCAAAAACACAUUUACUACAGAGAGAUGGAGGCCAGGGAGCCAAGGUCAGGAGAUGGGGAAGUACAGGAGUCACGGAGACCCGCCACCCUGUUCCUGGCUGCCUUCCACUCUGAUGUGGGCAACUUCUGGGGGGCUGCUGGCAGAACCUCGUGCCUGCCACCUGCUCAAGCCACAGCGGCUUUCCCAAACCUCACACUGGUCCCAUCACAGAACGCAACAUGGGAUCCAGCUGGUGAGGGCCCAGUUUCCAGACUUGUAGCUGCUGUGACACAUAGUGAGGGUUCGAGGCUGUGUGACAGACCACCCAAUGUGGGCACCCUUGGGGGUCUCAGUGUCCGUACCCACCUCCUACCUUACUGGCCUCCCAGUUUCAGCAACAGCAAUGAGUCCCAGCCUAACAUCCUGCAGCCAAGGUCAUGUCAACAAUGCAAUGACCACCCAUGUGUCUGAGCUUGUUGAUUCCUCUUCUGGUUCAGAGGCACCCCACUUGGACACGCUACAGCCUAAAGACUAUACUAGAAAAUUAAUCACCACCAACACUCCUUAAAUAAGAUAGUGGGGAAAGAGUAAAGGAAAAAUUGGGUAACACAUAUGAGUUACAGAUAAUAUAAUACCGGGUUAAUAUACAAAUAUAUACAUAACAAGGUUAUGAAUA